Messenger RNA from Acytostelium subglobosum LB1, 1458 nucleotides. RefSeq lists its product as hypothetical. Gene Ontology annotation, molecular function: oxidoreductase activity, acting on paired donors, with incorporation or reduction of molecular oxygen; iron ion binding; monooxygenase activity. The record is from RefSeq and is a predicted model, not a curated record. The annotation marks the transcript as partial. The transcript is spliced from 5 exons. Lineage: Eukaryota; Evosea; Eumycetozoa; Acytosteliales; Acytosteliaceae.
AUGCUCCCUUUAGUAUUACUAUUUAUUGUCAUAAUAGUUCUUUAUAUAUUGCAUGAGAAGAACCCUUUGAGAAGACUACCUCCAGGACCCUUCCCAAUGCCAUUCAUUGGUAACCUUCAUCAAUUAGGCAAGAGACCAGACAAUGUUGUGAACAAACUUUAUGAAACCUAUGGCAACAUCUUUAGGAUUAAGAUGGGCUCUUUGGAAACAGUCAUCUUUACUGAGCCAGAGAUCUUACGUGAGGCAUUCAUUGAGAAUCCAGAUAUGUUUGUCAACAGACAUAUCAAAGUGUCAAGAUUAUCAUGGAACAAUGGACAGAAUAUUGCCACAGCCAAUGGAGAACAUCACAAGAUUGUUAGAGGUGUUGCAAUGAAGGGUAUCACAAGCACAAGGAUCAAAAAGAUGGAGGAUGAUAUUGUACAAGAGAUCAAUCUAUUGUGCGACUAUUUGGAGACCUAUGUCAAGAGUGGAGAACCAGUGGAUCCAAUCAGCCUCAUCAAGAUGUGCUCUUUGAACAUCAUCUUUAGAUUCUCACUCAGCCAUCACUUCCCAUACGAUAUGGACACUGAUGCUGGUCAGUUUGUCAAUUUGAUCAACUAUGCCUUUGUCCAAUCUGGAGUACCAAUGCCUUGCGACUACUUCCCAUUGCUCAAGCCUCUCCUUGUAAAGACACCAAAGUUCAAAGAGUACCUUCAAAUCAAUCACAAGCUUGGCGUAUUCCUCAAGUCACUCAUUGAGAAGAGAGUUCCAUUGUUUGACAGUACUGCUGAACCAAAGGAUAUUCUUGACACCUAUUUGAUGGAGUUGUCAAAAGGAACCAUAACCAUGAAUGGUCUAAUAUACUCUUUCCAAGACCUUAUCAUUGCUGGAACUGAUACAACUGCCAAUACAACAUCAGCAUUGAUAAAGGCAAUGGUGAACAGACCUGAGAUGCAAGAGAAACUGUACAAUGAACUCUCGAGCAACAUUCAAAAUCAACCAUCCAUCCAGGACAAGAGCGCAACACCUUACACCAAUGCCGUGAUCAAGGAGACCACAAGAAGGUUCACAGUCGCUCCAUUGGGCGUACCUCACGCAGCCAACGAGGACUGUGAGUUCAGAGGAUAUCAUAUCAAGAAAGGAACUCAGAUCAUUCAGAACAUCUAUGGUACUAUGAACACUCCAGUGUAUUGGAAGAAUCCUUUGGAGUUUGAUCCAACUAGAUUCCUGGGAGUGGAUGGUGUUGCCAACAGCAAUGUUGUCAAACAGGCAUUUGGUACAGGAUCGCGCAAUUGUCUUGGAAUGUCACUGGCCGAACAUGAACUGUACCUCAUGACAACAGUCAUAUUGAAACGUUUCAAAUUCACCAAACAGACCGAUGAGCUAUUGGACGAGGACAUGAUCUUUGGUAUGACCUCCACGCCAUCUCAUUUCAAGGUGAUUGUUCAUAGAAGACAAGAAGAACCAAUUGUUCGAGCA